Molecule: messenger RNA, 3104 nt
Organism: Cajanus cajan (pigeon pea)
Lineage: Eukaryota; Viridiplantae; Streptophyta; Magnoliopsida; Fabales; Fabaceae
Gene: ATSPO22
Product: Tetratricopeptide repeat (TPR)-like superfamily protein
Biological process (GO): meiotic cell cycle; regulation of synaptonemal complex assembly
Molecular function (GO): protein binding
Source: RefSeq, a predicted model, not a curated record
GAAAGAAAACACCCAAAGGAGAAAACUAACAACCAGCCUUUCAAAAUUUCCCGCCAAAAAAAUGAGAAUUGCAGAGAUUUCCUCGCCGGAGCUCCGGCAACUCCACCGUGACACAGAGACUAACAACCAUAGCCUUUCCCAACUCGAAGCAAUUGUCAAGCAACUCGAAACCCGCACCGCCAACAUACCCCCGCCGGAGUCUGCCGCCUCCGAUCUCCGGCAAUGCCUCACUCAGCUGAGUCAACUCGCUCCGUUUCCGAACUCAUCGAAACUCCACAUCUGGAAGCUCAGCUACCGCCUCUGGAACGCCUGCGUCGACAUCUCAAACACCACCGCCAUCCGCUCCUCCUCCUCCUCCGCCGCCGUCACCGCCGCCGAUAGAAACCACGCGGAACUCCGGCACAUCGCCGCCGACCUCCUAUCAAUCGCCGGCGACGUCGCCGGCGUCCCCUCUCCGGCAAUUAAAUCGGCGUCGUUCUACCACAAGACCGGCCUGAUAUGGCACAACCUCGGAAAAUUCGAUCUCGCCGCGAAAUGCUUCGAGCGCGCCACAGAUCUGGUCUCGAAGCUCGAAAUCAAUUCAAUCACCGACGCCGGAGAGAGAAAACUGUUGCUGGAUCUGAACCUCGCUCGGUCCCGAACCGCGUGGGAGGUUCGGGACCCGAACCUGGCGGUGGCGCUUCUGAACCGAAGCAAGAGCUUCCUCUUCGGCUCGUGCGAGCAUCACGCGGAGCUCGCGAAGCAGUUCAUGGCGUUCGGCAAACGCGCGUUGUCGAAGAUCAGCGAGGACGCCCAUCGCGAUUCGAACGAAGCGCUUAAGCUGAUGAACGAGGCGCUAGAGAGCUGCGAGAAAGGAUUCGGUGUGGCGCGGACACGGGAAGAGAAGGUGGAGAUCCGCGCGUUGAGGUGGAAGUCGCUGAGGUUCAUCGCGGCAAUUCAUUUGCAGAAGGAGGAGUUCGAGAGUGUGAUUAAGUGUGUGAAGGUUCUGAGGGAUUGCGCUGAGGGCGGUGACGAGCAUCCGAGUCUUUCGGUGUUGGCGAUGAAGGCUUGGUUAGGGUUGGGGAGGCACGGGGAGGCGGAGAGGGAGCUCAGGGGGAUGGUGAUUGAUAGAGGGAUUCCGGAGGGGGUUUGGGUGUCCGCGGUGGAGGCGUAUUUUGCGGCGGCAGGGACGGCAGGGGCGGAGACGGCCAAGGGAGUGUUCUUGGGGCUGUUGGGAAGGUGCCAUGUUAGUGCUGGCGCGGCGGUGAGGGUGGCGCACCGGGUGGUUGGGGGUGUCGGGGAAGGAGGGAGAGUGAGGGCUAAGGUGGUUGCUGAGCUGGUAUCUGAUGAGAGGGUGGUGGCCCUCUUUGCAGGACAGGAAGCUGCUAAGGAUAGGGUGGCAAUGCAUGCUAUUCUGUGGAAUUGCGGUGCUGAUAACUUUCAAUCAAAAGAUUACGAGACCAGUGCGGAACUCUUUGAAAAAUCAAUGCUAUAUAUUUCAUAUGAUGCAGAGAACAGAAUACUUCGAGCCAAGGGCUACAGAGUUUUGUGUCUCUGCCACCUUGGUCUCCUGCAGCUGGAUCGCGCUCAAGAAUACAUCAACGAGGCUGAAAAGCUUGAGCCUAACAUUGUCUGUGCUUUUCUUAAGUUCAAAAUUUAUCUCCAAAAGAAUGACCACCAAGGUGCUAUUAAUCAAAUUGAAGCGAUGACAACUUGCCUUGACUUUCAACCAGAUUUUCUCUCACUUUCAGCACAUGAAGCUGUUGCUUGCCAUGCUCUACCUGUUGCUGUUGCUUCUCUAUCAAGUAUGCUAAACUUCUAUACUUCAGGAAAGUCUAUGCCCACAGCAGAAGUAACAGUUAUGCGCACCUUGCUGACGGUCCUCUCUCAAGAACCGGGUAAUGAAAAGCCAGUCCUCAAAUUCUUAAUACAUGCCCAUACACGAGCAUCGGAGAUGGGUCCUGAUUGCUUCUUUGGAAAAGAGGAGGUUGGAAGACGGGAACGGAAUUGGUUUGCUGUGACUUCAUGGAACUUUGGUACAAAAACAGGUCAGGAUAAGAACUAUGAAUUAUCAGCUGAGUUCUUAAGACUGGCAUCAGAUUUUUAUGCUCUAGUUGAGGGGUCUGAUAAUGAGAACAAUGUCAUGGUUUGUAAAUCGUUAGUUCUUUCGGUAUCAUCAAUGAUAGCUUUAGAAUUUCAAAGGAAGACUUCUAUGUCAGAAGCUGAAGUCAAGCAAGCUCUACACUUGCUAGAUAGAGCAGGACAGAUGCUAAAAUCAAUUUUGGCCAGGAAAUCUGCUAACGGUGACCAAAUAAAUACCAUCGAGCCAGAACUGUUUUUCAUACACACUUUCUGUGCUUGUGAUAUACAAGGCAGGCUGAAUGAUAUGGGAUCGCAACUUCUCCAUGUGAGAAAUUUUGCCAGUUCAAAGGCUUGCAAACCCCACCACCUCCUUCAAAUAGGUCUCUCUGCCUCACAGGGUCCCCGGUUGAAUCACGAAGUAGCCUCCUUCGCUUUAAAUGAAUGUCUCUCAUCUUUCCUUUCAUCACCAGUUCCAGAUUACCAAAAUGUUGCUAUUGUGAUGCGCAAACUCAUAUCCAUUACUAGCGUUUACAAGGGUGAUGCAGAUGAUGAUCUUGUGUAUAGCAUGUACAAACAAGCCUAUAGGAUAAUGGUUGGUUUGAAGGAAGAAGAGUAUCCAAUUGAAGAAGGAAAGUGGCUUGCCAUGACUGCAUGGAACCGAGCAGCAGUGCCAGUGAGGCUGGGUCAGAUUGAAGCAGGGAAGAAAUGGAUGACUGUCGGCUUAGACAUUGCAAAACAUGUUCCAGGCAUGGAAGCUUACAAAGCCUGCAUGGAAGAAGUCCUUGGCAAUUUUAAGAAAGAACCUUGAUAUGCAUGAAUCUCAAAUCCGGUUUCUAAAUGUUCAAAAUCCAUACAUGUACAGAAAAGAAGUUCAGAAAAGUGUAGAUUGUAGGUAACAUCUGGAGUUGAAUUUUGCAUUGGUAAUGAUUCUGUAAGGUUUAUAAGAGCAGGUUUUAACCACAUCUAUCGUAUUUGGGGUUUUCUUUUUCGCGUUUUCCAUAGUAUUGAAUGUAGAUGUGUGUAUAUGUAAAUGUAUACGUAUA